AUGUUCAAGGAAAUUGGAGCAGAAGUCGGCCUUGGUUUGAACGACCUCCUCCACUACUUGUAUCAUAAUCCAGGAAUUACAUGUGUUAAAAUUGACUGGUGCUGGCAGUUUGUAUUGGCCUGGCCCCUAGGUACGCCGAAAAAAAGACAAGGCUUUGGUUCUCGUCUCUCACGCGUAGCCGUAGCCGAAGGCUGUGUGGGGUCGGGGUUCGUCUUUGAUGGGUUCAAGAAAGGUUUUCUUUUUGUUGUCGCACGACGUGACGAGCGUUUUCUGUACGACUAUAAACUCGUUUCCAGUGGUUCAGUAUUAGAAUGA
This is a messenger RNA of Pyricularia grisea, 315 nucleotides long. RefSeq lists its product as uncharacterized. Bases 1 to 315 code for a protein of 104 amino acids. Lineage: Eukaryota; Fungi; Ascomycota; Sordariomycetes; Magnaporthales; Pyriculariaceae. The transcript has 2 exons. The record is from RefSeq and is a predicted model, not a curated record.